AAGUUUUUACAACAAUAACAACAACACUGGCGGUCCAAUAAAUUUUAUUAAAGAAACGUUUUAUUCAUAUUCAUAAACUGCAAACACGUUUCAUGCAAACACCAACUCAUUUUCGUCAAUUAUAUAUAUGCUGGCGGUUAAUGUCUAAGAAGACAACUAAAUAUUCCAGUGCUACUAUUGCAGGGUGUUGCCCAAGCCCAGUGAGUGCUGGCAAGGAUGGCUCAGUGGACAUAAAGCUCACUGCUACACCUGGCGCUAAACAUAAUAGUAUCUUAGAAAUAGGUGAGGAGGUGCGAGUGUCCAUUGCAAGUCCUCCGGUGGAUGGCAAGGCUAACACAGAACUCCUGCGCUACCUUGCAGAUGUGCUGGGGGUAAAAAAGUCGCAAGUGUCAUUGACCAAGAGUAAACAUGGAAAGUGCAAGGGAAAGGUUCUAUUUUGCAAAUACUAUGCUGUGUUUGCUGAAAGCCAUCGAGGGACAAAGUACAACAGUAGAACUGAGAGACGAAAAAGAGGUUUCUGGUAAAAUCAUUAAAGUUGAUGGCUACAUGAACAUCACAAUGGCCAAUGUGACACUGAAGACGAGGGAGUGCUCUCGUAGUUUUGAGCGGUUCUUUGUGAACGGUCGGACAGUGCGCUAUGUGCACAUCCCAGAUGAGGUUGA
This is a messenger RNA of Dreissena polymorpha, 662 nucleotides long. Its product is annotated as UPF0235 protein HY04AAS1_1378-like. NCBI's taxonomy places the organism in Eukaryota, Metazoa, Mollusca, Bivalvia, Myida, Dreissenidae. The coding region runs from base 93 to 524 and encodes 143 amino acids. Gene Ontology annotation, cellular component: cytoplasm. The transcript has 4 exons. The record is from RefSeq and is a predicted model, not a curated record.